Histoplasma capsulatum G186AR is the source of this 1567-nucleotide messenger RNA. Its product is annotated as thiamine biosynthesis protein. Bases 125 to 1156 code for a protein of 343 amino acids. The transcript is spliced from 5 exons. Gene Ontology annotation, biological process: thiamine biosynthetic process. Lineage: Eukaryota; Fungi; Ascomycota; Eurotiomycetes; Onygenales; Ajellomycetaceae. The record is from RefSeq and is a predicted model, not a curated record.
CAUUUUUUCAUCCGGGUACGGCUCAGCAUGGAUAGCGUCGUUGUCCUCUCUUGCGAUGGAGUUGUCACCGAAUGGUCAAGUGACACUCAAUUUGCUCUGAACUUACAUCGCUUUUGUUGCCAUCAUGUCUACCGAUAAGAUUACUUUUUUGACCAAUUGGCAUGCGACCCCGUAUCAUAUCCCCCUUUACCUCGCGCAAUCCAAGGGAUAUUUCAAGGAUGAGGGCAUUAAAGUGGCCCUUCUUGAGCCUAAUGACCCCUCUGAUGUCACUGAGAUCAUUGGGAGUGGAAAGGUCGACAUGGGCUUCAAGGCCAUGAUCCACACUCUCGCUGCGAAAGCUCGCAACUUCCCAGUUGUUUCCGUCGGAUCGCUUUUGGAUGAACCCUUUACCGGUAUUGUCUACUUGAAGGAUAGUGGUAUUACCACUGACUUCCACUCCCUGAAAGGGAAGCGGAUUGGAUACGUUGGUGAAUUCGGAAAGAUUCAAAUCGAUGAACUUACCAAGUACUAUAACAUGUCUGCAUCCGACUACACUGCCGUCCGCUGCGGAAUGAACAUCACCAAGGCCAUCAUUCGCGGCGAGAUCGACGCGGGCAUCGGCCUCGAGAAUGUACAGAUGGUCGAGUUGGAGGAGUGGCUUGCGGAGCAGAACCACCCUCGUUCCGAUGUCCAAAUGCUUCGCAUCGACCAACUCGCGGAGCUCGGAUGCUGCUGCUUCUGCUCCAUCUUGUACAUCGGAAACGAGACAUUUAUUUCCCAGAACCCGGAGAAGGUCUCCAAAUUCCUCAAGGCAGUCAAAAGAGCCACAGACUAUGUUCUUGCGAAACCCUCAGAAGCUUAUGAAGAGUACGUUGACGUCAAACCCGUUAUGGGCACUCCAGUCAAUCGUAAGAUCUUCGAACGUUCCUACGCCUACUUCAGUAAAGAUUUGAAGAACGUCCAGCGAGACUGGAUUAAAGUGACCAACUACGGCAAACGGCUCGACAUUCUGGACGCUAGCUUCGAACCAAACUACACGAACAAGUUCUUGAGCUGGACGCUUGAGCCCGAAUCCGACGAUCCAACGGGCGACCAGUGUCGGAUGGCAGACUUGCAGCGCCAGGUUGCUGCUGAGGGUGGGUUCCGAAGACUUGAGCCCGCUGCGGUCAAGGCCUGAGAUUCACCCACAAGCCAUAUCAAUCAACAUGAGUCACUAGGCAUCCCUGUCGGCAGCAUGUGUUUUUUAUUAUCCAAUCAGGGUGGCAUCAUUGAAUGUACAGAGGUUCCAUUCCUCUACGCAAAAAAAGUCUCAUGGAAGAAGUUGAAAUUUAUGUCUUAGGUAGUUUUUUUUCCCUUACAAAUCGCUCUCCAACUGAAUGACAAUCUUUUCAAACAUCAUUUUUGUCCCAUAAGUAAUCUAUAUCCGGCUCCAUGUUAUAGGUUUAGCCCAAUGGACCCACGGACCCAAAGCUUAACCUCCCUGUUCCAGUUCCUAUGGCUGCAAGGAUAAUUAAACGACCGUUCCGGCUCGUAUCUACGGCUUUCAGAGUACAUAUUGCCAUGGUACAGUACAUGUACACAAUUGCAG